CAGAGUUUCCGCGGCGGGGCUGGCCACGCCUCCUCUUGAGGCGGCGGGGGAGCUUUUCCGUUGCGGCCGCCGCCAUUUUGUGCUUCGGUGUGCGCUGGAGCUCUGACCGCCAUGGUGAAGCUUUUCAUUGGCAAUCUUCCCCGGGAGGCCACCGAGCAGGAGAUUCGCUCCCUUUUCGAGCAGUACGGGCGGGUCCUGGAAUGCGACAUCAUCAAGAACUACGGGUUUGUGCACAUCGAGGACAAGACCGCGGCGGAGGAUGCCAUCCGCAACCUGCACCAUUACAAGCUCCACGGGGUCUGCAUCAACGUCGAGGCCAGUAAGAACAAGAGCAAAGCUUCCACCAAGCUGCACGUGGGCAACAUCAGCCCCACGUGCACCAGCCUCGAGCUGCGGGCCAAGUUUGAGGAGUACGGCCCGGUCCUUGAGUGCGACAUCGUGAAGGAUUACGCCUUUGUGCACAUGGAGCGAGCGGAGGACGCCGUGGAGGCCAUUCGGGGCCUUGACAACACGGAGUUCCAAGGCAAACGAAUGCGCGUGCAGUUGUCCACCAGCCGGCUCAGGACCGCGCCCGGGAUGGGAGACAAGAGCGGCUGCUACCGGUGUGGGAAAGAGGGUCACUGGUCUAAAGAGUGCCCGGUCGAUCGCACAGGGCAAGUGCCUGAGCUGACCGAAACCUAUAGCGAGCAAUACGGAAUGGUGCGCACCCCCUACCCUACAGGCUAUGGGGACCCCGUGUAUUACGAUGACCCCUAUGGAAUGGUGGACUACUAUAAACGGUAUCGCGCGAGGUCCGCCGCAGCGUACGGGGCUUCUGCAUAUGACGCUUAUGCGGAGCACACCAUGGCCCAGUAUUCCCAGUACGCCCAGUAUUCACAAGCCACGGCCAUGGCCAAUCGCCUCUCGACCGCCUUAGACCCCUACGAGAGGGCCUUGCUACCAGCCACGGGAACUGCAGCGGCGGUUGCUGCCGCUGCCGCAGCGGCCGCAACUACCUCCUUUUACGCCCGGGAUAGAAGCCCUCUGCGUCGCUCGGCAGCCGUGGCCUCCACCGCCGGAGACGUGUACGGAUACGAGCGGGUUCAGCUGUCUCCCGUCCCGCGAUCCUCCCUCUACGACGUCCAGCGGUUCGGGCGGGAUGCAGGCGCGGACAGGUUGCGAUACUCCGCGUAUUGAGUCUAGAGGUAGGUUCUUUGAGGGCUGGACGUCGGUGGGUUCCGGUGGUCCGUCCGCGGAAAAACUGUGCCAGGCUUCGCAAAGCGUGUCGAUUUG
Messenger RNA from Pogona vitticeps (central bearded dragon), 1272 nucleotides. RefSeq names its product RNA-binding protein 4B. Gene Ontology annotation, molecular function: mRNA binding; zinc ion binding. The record is from RefSeq and is a predicted model, not a curated record. Gene Ontology annotation, cellular component: nucleus. Lineage: Eukaryota; Metazoa; Chordata; Lepidosauria; Squamata; Agamidae.